AUGUCGUCAAUCCGUGUCGGAGACACCGUCAUGGUGCCUGGCGACAUGCACGGCACUGUGAAAUUCAUCGGCCCGGUGGCGGGAAAAAGGGGGACAUUUGCAGGUGUACAACUUGCAACAGAAUAUGCACCACGAGGAAAGAACUCUGGCGAUGUUGAUGGAAAAUACUACUUCAAGACCACAAUCCCCGGUGCUGGCAUAUUCCUGCCCUUGGAAAAGGCUAUCAAGAAACCUGGCAGUUCUGGAUCUGGCCUGGGACUUAGAGCCAGUCCUGGACCUGGCACUCCUACCCGAUUGAGUAGUUUCAAUCAGGGAGGGAGAACACCAGGCCUUGCCAAACCCAAUUUCAGUCAGUCCGUUGGCCCCGGAAUGAGAGCAGGUGCAGCUAGUCCUGCGCUCAAGCCUCCCGCCCGACGGGAGUCCUUACCUCGACCGGCAAGUCCUUUACGCAAAGUCAACACUCCCACCCCGAAAACAUUAGCCACCCCCAAGACACGGCCUAGUGGCAUCGGCCUAGGAAAAAGCACAAACGGUGCAGUAGGUCAGUUCAGCCGUCCCGGCCCACGAACAACAAACAAUUUCAGCCAGAGUCUAAGGCAAAGCACAUCCACCCCCAAUUACCCCGGCACCAGCCCGUCGUUAGGUCCCGAGUCGAGCUUCGAUGAAAUCCCAGAACAAGAUGCUGAUUCCACGCCUACGCCUACACCCUUCGCAUCCAGGGUCGGAGACGCCGAUGCUGCCCAAUAUGAAGGCAAGAUCCGAAAUCUGACCGACGAGCUCAACGAGGCCAAGCGCCAAUUGAGAGAUCAGCAUGCAAACUUUACAGAAAUGGAGCACAACUUCAACGAAUUACAGAAGUUGAUCGCAGGUUUGGAAGAGGGCGCCAGUAGAAGAGGCAGCUCGGUGGACGAUAUAGACCUACCUCGAGAUGUAGCCUCUCUCCGGGACGUCCUUCGGGAAAAGAAUGACCGGAUCAAGCUCCUCACCGCCGAAUUUGACGCCAACCGAGCUGACUUUAGAUCUACGAUUGAUACGCUCGAGAUGGCAAGCACCGAAACGGAACGAGUCUACGAGAAACGGGUGGAUGAGUUACUUGAAGAAGUUAGAAAUCUACAGGAUCGGAGUGAAGACGUCGAGACCGUCGCCCAGCAGCUUAAGCAGCUGGAAGAACUGGUGCAAGAACUAGAGGAGGGUCUGGAAGACGCAAGAAGGGGCGAGGCUGAAGCCAGAGGCGAAGUCGAGUUUCUUCGCGGUGAAGUCGAACGAUCGCGCUCGGAGCUUCGAAGAGAACGAGAACGCAUCAAGACAGAAGAACAAUUGAAUGGAUAUCCAUCAAGUGGGUUCGGGAACCCGGAAAGGGAGUCCCAGCUGAGUGCCAAAGAUGAUGAAAUCCGAGGCCUCAAAGCCAUCAUACAAUCCCUCAAUGAGACGCAUAACACGUCACCCAAGAUGAACGGAAACUCCUUCAAGAAUAACGACAGCUCCACAACCGCAUCAAACACGAAUAGCACCGAUGGAAAUCGAUUCAGCAUGCAAGAGCAGAUCCGUGAUCUGGAAGCACUCCUCCAACAGAAAUCUCUGCAUGAGGAAGAACUUGCCAAUGAGGUGAAACAGCUUCGCAAUAGUGUGGCCAUGUCUCGCUUCCCACUCCCCGGUGCAGCCUUUGGGAUCCGAACCGCCAUGUCUCCUGGUGGUCACUCAAGGGAGAGUAGCGAAGAUCUGGCACGGAAGCAUCUCAGCGCUGGAAGCCAAAGAACGGUUGUCCUUGGUUCUCCCAAGGCCAAGGGUCAAAGGUCAAGUCAUCAGGAUACCUGGCACGAUGCUCAGUCGCGUGGUGCCAGUCCUGUCAAACCACUCACAGCACACCACGAAUACUCCCUGGACAGCAACCUCGAACGGGCUCGAUCUGAGGACGGUGUGACGGACAUAUCAGCAUCCAGCGCUGCACUGUGGUGCGAGAUUUGUGAGGAAGGUGGGCAUGACAUCCUCACUUGCUCGAACAUGUUCGGGCCUGGCAAGCCGAAAUCCAAGACAAGUAGUCUGGGACGCAAUGCUGGCAAGGACGUGUUGAAGGGUAUCCAAAGGCAUUCAGCUGACAGCGCACCUGCUGAUACGGAUCGACCAGCGCCGUUGAUGAGCCGGAAAAGCAACAACUCCGUCCCCACGACGAGCUCACUUUCACCGAGCUCAGCACCCAGCACGUCGCUUCCCCCACCACCUGUAUCGAGUACAAGUGCUGCUAGUUCCUCGACGGCCAAAGACGUCGAAUCACCGGCUCCACCUCCACCGCCGAAGUCAGACCCCAGUCCACCGCUGAUGGAUAACGCCUCGCUCAGGGGGCCGGCAGCUCCACCAGCGGUAAAUGCAGGACCGAUAGAAGGUAUUGGUGACCAGGCUGGUAUGAUGGCAGGCAAGACCUCGGGUGUGAUCGAUCCAGAGAAGUGGUGUGCUCUUUGCGAGAGAGAUGGGCACGACAGUGUCGACUGCCCUGUUGAGGAUUCUUUCUAA
Exophiala aquamarina CBS 119918 is the source of this 2508-nucleotide messenger RNA. RefSeq lists its product as uncharacterized. Bases 1 to 2508 code for a protein of 835 amino acids. The record is from RefSeq and is a predicted model, not a curated record. Lineage: Eukaryota; Fungi; Ascomycota; Eurotiomycetes; Chaetothyriales; Herpotrichiellaceae. The transcript has a single exon.